AUGGGAAAUUGGAAUGAUGUGCUACCCUUGGUGGAGUUCACAUACAAUAAUAGUUACCACUCUAGUAUUGGCAUGGCGCCCUAUGAAGCAUUGUAUGGAAGAAGGUGUAGGACUCCAUUAUGCUGGUACCAGGAUGGAGAAUCUUUUGUACUUGGGCCUAAGUUUCUGAAACAGACGACUAGUAAAGUCAAAUUGAUUCAGGAACGGAUGCGAGCAACUCAAAGUAGGCAGAAGUCUUAUGUCGAUAAGAGAAGACGACAAUUCGAGUUUGAGGAAGGAGACCAUGAUUUCUCCGAGUUACUCCAACCACAGAUUACACGGAGGAUUGGAACAGCGACAUAUGAGAUUGCCUUACCACCUCACCUAGCUAAUUUGCACAAUGUGUUCCAUGUCUCACAAUUGAGGAAAUACAUUGCAAGCCUAGACAACGUGUUAGAAUCAGAUAAGGUGCAAGUGCGAGAGGAUCUGACCAUGCCGGUUGGACCAACUCGUAUACUAGAUACUCAGAUCAAGCAACUAAGAAGCAAGGAGAUAAAGACGGUGAAGGUACUUUGGGAUGAGACGACACAAGAGAUGACGUGGGAGAUGAAGGAUGUCAUGAGGAGGUCUUAUCCUCACUUGUUUAUUGGUGAUGGUUCUGUGUGGCUGUUGAAACGUGAUGGUGGCGCGCUCAGGUGCGAGAAUGGUGAUGGCGACCCUGGUUUGGUCACACCAGUGGUGUUGCACUGGCUUCCUGAAUGGUGGUGGGCCUGA
This is a messenger RNA of Vigna unguiculata (cowpea), 753 nucleotides long. The record is from RefSeq and is a predicted model, not a curated record. NCBI's taxonomy places the organism in Eukaryota, Viridiplantae, Streptophyta, Magnoliopsida, Fabales, Fabaceae.